AUGUCGUGGAAAGCUGUUUGGCCCUUCUAUACUGGCGUCUUGAUAGACAUCAUAUCUGCAAGUAAACAAUGCACACAAGCAAAUAGCAUAAAUGGAAUGGCUCUGCAGGGAUUUGUCUUCAAGAAGUUCUCAGUAACAACCAUCUAUGAGUGUGAUAUGAGUUGUCAGAGAGAAAUCACCUGCCAAAGUUUCAAUUACGUGAUAGAAGAAAAGUCCUGUGAACUGAGUAACCGGACCAAGGAGGCAAGACCUGAGAACUUCCAACCAGACCCUGCUCGGUUUUACUACACGCGUUUUGUGGGAAGGAGUAUGUGCUAAAAAUAUGUCAUCUUUUUUCAUUAUUCAGAGAUACCCGUCAUUUGAUUGAAGGACAUAGUGCCAACCUAAAAAAAUCGACUUUCAUCACAAGUGUCACUGACCCCCAAAGUUGUUUUCUACCAAAUAAAUCUUUUUGUUCUCGUAGUAAUCAAGUCGCAAGUGUCUUUGUAGUACUUACUUUAAUUACUUUUUUUACCGGUUUUUUUCACUGAGACGAUCAGUAUGAGAAGGAAAUUUAUUUGGAAGGGUUGGUGACACUUUUACUGGAAACUUCAAGACAGGUACCACCUAUAACAGUUUUUUUCCUCGUUUGCGAAGAAGCUUUUCAUUUUCUUGUCCUGUUUUCGAUCACAGCUCCUUUGGGAUCCAUUCCACAGCUGCCUGCAAAGUCGUGCCGGGAAAUAAAGGCAAGUGAAGGCCAAGAUACCAUCAGCAACAAGUACUGGUUGGAUCCAAGUGGAAAUGGAAAGGCUGUGCUGGUUAAUUGCGACAUGGAAAUGGAAGGUUUUUGUACCCAACUGUCUCUAUUAUUUAGAUUUAUUUGUGUUCCUUCGGAUAAAAUUACUAUCAUAGUUCAUUUUAAACUUAAUUUAUUGCUAGAUAUCGAUGAAUGUAUCACCGGCAAUCACGACUGUCAUGUGAAUGCCACCUGUACCAACACCAUUGGCUCACAUAAUUGUACAUGUAAGGAAGGAUUUACUGGAGAUGGACGCUUGUGCUCAGGUACCGUGUCAGGCAAUCGAGAUGUUUCAUUUUAAUGGUUCUGUGUUGACGAGUUUACUAUUUACUAUUGAAUUAUAUUACUGAAGAGGCUGGUUAUGCUUGAAAAGAGAUAAUUUCCCUUCACGACUGAAUCAGUUGUUAGGAAUAUUUAAAACAAAAAUUUGUCAGAAACUUUGAAUUGAUUCAGAAAGAAUGAAAAAUCGUUAAAUCUUUUCAAUUGAUUAUACAAGAUAUGUUACUGUUUUGUUUUCCAACGCUGAAUCAUGAAUUUGUCGUCGUGCAAUACAAUUUGUAAAAUAUUGUUCAAUAAUGUCCGAAAAGGGGAAAGGUCGAUGAUGUCGCCUCGCAAGUACUAUAUAUGGUAAAUUCAUCGCAAUUUUUGUCAAUCAAAUCCAGCUAUAUAUGCUGAAAGUAAAAAGGUUGUGUGAAAUAAAGCCUACUAUGUCGAGAGCCGUCCUUUCUUUGUCGUAAGCAAAAUCACAAGCAUGCACUUAUAAGAACCAUUGAAUUGAACUUUGAAGCUCGAAUGGUGUCUCUGUUUUAACUGGUCGAGUAAAAUCUGAAAAUAAAGUAACAUCCAAAUUUACUCCUUGUCUUCAUAGCUUUUAAGAACUGUGCUGAAAUCCACAAAUCAGCGGGUAAAUCAACUGACGGUACGUACACCAUCAAACCUGAUAACAUGACUGCCUUUGAGGUAUUCUGUGACCAAACAACAGCUGGUGGAGGAUGGACUGUGUUCCAGAGGAGACUGGACGGCUCGGUUGAUUUCUACCGUAACUGGAGCGACUACAAACAUGGCUUUGGUGACGUUUAUGGUGAGUUUUGGAUAGGAUUGGACAAGAUUCACCGCCUGACCUCAGAUAACAACAGCAUGCUGCGUGUGGAUUUGGAAGACUUUAAAGGGAAUACAACUUAUGCUGAGUAUAAUAUAUUUGGUGUUAUGAGUGAGAAAGACAAGUACAGGCUAAUCCUCGGUUUCUAUUCAGGUAAAACUGGGGAGAGGGGCUGUGUCAUAAUCAGUGUGUCAGUAACCUGUUUGGAAUUAGCAGCUCUCGAUGAAGAAAAAGAUAAAAUACUUCAAAGUAACCCAAAUGCAAUUAGGGAGAGUGCAUAUUAUACAUUUAUUAAUGUGGAGGCAUUCGCCAACAGACUAUGAACAUCCUCGUAGACAAAGGGAAAGGUGAUCAGGCAAGAGAAACAAAAACCGUUGCUUUAGCUAGACGCGUCAGAAACCUUCCUGCGCACGGAUCGUUCUCAAUUAACGGUUCAUCAAUGUUUGAUUAGCAUCUCAUUCCACAUAUUUUUAUAACCAAACACAAGAACAUUUUCAAAUGGUUUCAUGCAGUCAAACUUCGUAUUUUCAUUUAAUACUUAUAUUGUUACACUGCAUUGUAGAUUUUAUGCAAUUCUGUCGACUUGAAUGUCAUCAUGUUAUGCGUAACUAUAUGACACGAUUUAAUCCAUCAGGAUCUGCUGGUGAUUCUCUCUCUACUCAUCGUGAUCGGCCAUGGAGUACUCCUGAUCAAGAUAAUGAUGAGUUUUCGAGGGGAAACUGUGCAGAGCAUUGGCACGGAGCCUGGUGGUACAACGAGUGCUUCCAUUCUAACCUGAAUGGCAGAUAUCAUAGACAUGGCUCUUCCUAUACUCCUGGAGUGACUUGGGGAGGCUGGAAGGGAGAAAGGCGUUUUCUGAAGAGGACCGAGAUGAAAAUGAGACCAGCAGACUUCUGA
This is a messenger RNA of Pocillopora meandrina, 2771 nucleotides long. The record is from the annotation of a GenBank genome assembly. NCBI's taxonomy places the organism in Eukaryota, Metazoa, Cnidaria, Anthozoa, Scleractinia, Pocilloporidae.